Messenger RNA from Crotalus tigris (Tiger rattlesnake), 1150 nucleotides. RefSeq names its product neurocan core protein-like. The transcript is spliced from 4 exons. The record is from RefSeq and is a predicted model, not a curated record. Gene Ontology annotation, molecular function: hyaluronic acid binding. Lineage: Eukaryota; Metazoa; Chordata; Lepidosauria; Squamata; Viperidae. Gene Ontology annotation, biological process: cell adhesion. The annotation marks the transcript as partial.
GCAUGUUUCUCCUCCAAUUCACGGCCAUCUUCUGCUGUAGGUUCACAGGACCCUGGGAAAGUGAUCCAUAUCAACAAAGUCAGCCACCAGCCAGUGCGGGUCGGGCUGGCAGAAUCGGUCUCCCUGCCGUGCCUGUUUCUCUUGCAAGGCUCCAUCCCCCCAAACCCCGGUGAAUGGUCUGAUCCCCCCCGUAUCAAGUGGAGCAAAGUACAGUCUGCCACCAGACAGCCGGAAGAUCUCUCCGUGCUGGUAGCCAAGGAUAACGUGGUGAAGAUCUCCAAAAACUACGAGGGUAGAGUCGCCUUGCCCGGAUAUCCUCACCACCGAGAAAACGCCACCCUCUUGUUUCUGUCUGCUCGGGCCAGCGAUGCAGGACUUUAUCGUUGUGAGAUUGUCACUGGGAUUCAUGAUGAGCAAGACUUGGUCCCUCUGGAAGUCACAGGCGUGGUUUUUCACUACCGUGCGGCUAGCAACCGCUACGCUUUGACUUUCUCAGAGGCGCAGAAGGCCUGUGACGAGAACUCGGCAGUCAUUGCUUCUCCUGCUCAUCUUGAGAAGGCCUUUGAGGAUGGUUACGACAACUGUGACGCCGGAUGGCUCUCCGAUCACACUGUUAGGUAUCCCAUCACCCUGUCAAGACCUGGUUGCUAUGGAGAUCGCAACAGCCUCCCAGGGGUCCGCAGCUAUGGCAAGAGAGAUGUCAAAGAAGCAUACGAUGUCUACUGCUUCUCCAGAGAACUCCAAGGAAAAGUGUUUUACGCAACCAGCCCAGGUCGGCUGACCUUUCAAAUGGCCCAGAAGCACUGCCUGAGUCGAGGGGCUGAACUGGCAACCACGGGGCAGUUAUAUCUUGCCUGGCAGGAAGGACUGGACCAGUGUGACCCAGGAUGGCUGGCUGACGGGAGUGUGCGCUAUCCAAUCCGAAUCCCACGGAAGAAAUGUGGCGGAGAGGAACCUGGUGUAAGGACCACCUAUCAAUUCUCAAACCGGACUGGCUUCCCGGAUCCAGCAUCCAAAUUUGAUGCUUACUGCUACAAAGGUUUGUAGGAUUUGGGGGGGGUUAGUUUUUUUUUUUUUUUUAAAUUAUAUCUCAAUUUUUAUUUCAUUGUCUUGAUUUGGAUCCUGCUUGCUUGAAAUAUCCUGGGUAUGA